GGAGCUCUUGUGAUAACCCUGUGUGAUGUGCCAGAUUGGUGCUUUCCUCAGUCAUGAAUUUCCAUCAGCCACCGAGGUGAGCAUUAUGUUCCCCCAGGGAGAUGCCCAGUGAUGGCAGAACACAGCCUGGACUCUGCUGUCACUGCAGAGCAGAGGUGAUUCAUGAGUCUGGGGAGCUGAAGGCUCUAGAGAUGUCUAAAAUGCAUCUCAAACUCUGCAAUGGAAAAAAGAAGAAAUGGAAAAAGCUUGAGCUUUGUUGUCUGUUUUAAUGGGAGUGGCAAGAAACAGCUAGAAAAUGUCUCCUGCUCACUGUGUUUGAAAGAUGCCAUAAAAGCAUCCUAAAACUCAGUGCUGUUGUUAAAAGGUUGACCUUCAAGCCUCGAGGAAGUGUUGCCUGUCAACAGGACCUCUUGGAGCAAACAGUAGCUUGUCUCCUGCGGGGAGACACAGAGCUCUGUGCUGCUGCCAGAUGCCUUUGUAGUGCCUGGCUGCAGUGUUUUGAUCUUUCCUGGCAGCUUGUGUGGCCACUUUGUUCACUGGCAGCUGGUGCUCUGCAAGGGCAGCCAGCAUAUCUGCAUUCUCUCUGCAGCUGCUGCACAAAGCAGAGCUGCUUGCAUCUCCUGCGAUCUGCGUUGGAAACCACUUUUUUGGGGGCUUCCUGCUGUUUGGGCUGUCCAACACUCUGUUUUGCCUGCAGAUCUCAGAUCAGAUUAGGCUGUGUGAUGCGGCAGUGGGUACUGAAAGCUUCUGUGCUGCCCUGGUUUUUGCUUAUGGAUGCAGUUUCUGGUGCGGCUGUGCCAGACGUUGCUUUGCAGCCACAGCCACACUGACAGCUCCUUGCCCAUGAUGAUUGUGGUCAUUCUCUGUCACAUCAGAAGGCACCCAGGCAGAGGAGGCUCUCCCAAGCACUGCUGGCCGUCAACCAUGCAGUGUGCUCAAGGGUCACUGUGUCUGCUCACUGGGCUUCAGCCUUGGUAGCUGAGUGCCCCUGGGCUGCUCCAUGCUCACAGGCUGUACCAGCACUGCUCUGCCAACUCCACAGUCAAAAUCUCUCCUUAUUCCAUGGAGGUGUUCAUGUCCAGAGCACAGCUCUGUUCCCUACUGCCUGGGACACUCCCUCUGGAAGAUGCUCCACUGACUCCAAUCAGCCAGAAAGUGGCACAGCUGUCCAAGAGAGCUGACACUGAUUUCCUAGUGAUUCUUGAAGCAAGUUGCUGGUUGGACACUCUCUAUGGAGGCAUGAGGUGGGCUUCAGUCUCUGCAGGUAGAAAAGGAAUCAGUUUUAUAUCCUUUCUUCUGCAGAAGAGCACAAAAUACUUUGAAGUUUUAAGGGACACACGUAACUCCUGCUCCUUGGUAUUGCCUUGUCCCCUAGUCCCCAUCUAUCUGCUCUCUGCAUGAGCUCCUUCAUCCCUUGUGGUAUGGUCAUGCUAGAGCUCUUUCACAUCAUGAGCUCGCGCCUCGGUCACUCCAGUGCCCACCAGCCCUUCCCACUUCACUAAUACCAGUGGGACUUGUGUCCACAUGUCCCCUCAUCAGCCCUUCGCACCUCAUGUCCCUGUGAGCUCCCACCAGCCUUUCCCACCUUACUGGUACCAACAGGGCUCCAGGCUCCAGCUGUGAUGCCAUCCCCUUCUCAUUCCGCUGCUGCCAUGGCCACCAAGCAGAAGGCCCAGCAGGAGGGGAGCGCUGGGGCAAGGGGUAGAAAUGUUGAGGUUGCCCUCCCUCUUGAGUGAGUGACUAACGAGGCUGCUGCCCAUCCUCCCAGGGGCCACAGCAGGGCCUUGGGGCACUGUGCUUAGGCUAGGGGGUGGGUGUUAGAAUUCCCUGCUACUGUGCCCUCACCCCACAUCUCCUCCAGCCCCGUGCCUCUCACAGGACCAUCAUGUUGGGCCUGCUCUCUGUUCCAGCUCUCAAUCAUGCUCAAACAGGGGGGGAUCUGGAGGUUCUAAGAAAGGAUGUAGAGUGGAAAGUGGCACAGAGGAUGAAGGAGAGAAGGGGGACCCCAGCCAAAGGCAAAAGAGAGGAAGUACAUUCUGCUGUCUCCCCAGGACUGCUGAUGUUGCUGGCAUCCUCUGCUGCGCCACCAGUGCCUCCCGUGGGCAGCCCCCUGUCCGAUAACGAGUACCAGCUCUUCUUCUCCAGCCUGUGGCCAAUCUGGAAGGCCCAUGCAUCCUGCCACCUACGUCAGACCUUUGGCUGCCUCAGCCCUGCAGUCCUGCGGCUGGAUGAGCAGGAGAACCAUGGCCAUGUCCCUGAAGGACCUGUCUGCUCUGCCUUCCCUGAGGCACCACGGUUUCAGACCUUCUGCCAGUUUGCCCAGUAUCGCUGCUCCAAGCGCAAAUUCUAUGUCAAGCGAAUCCCAUGUCCGAGUUUUUUUCCAAAAGGCCUUCUUCAUCCAGACCAGCAACCUUAUGAUGUGGACUUUUGGGCAAAAGAUGAAAGCUCUCCUACAGAAGCAGUACCAGAGAAGCCGCCUCUUUCUCCUGCUGACCUCCAUCUGCACUCCAACGUGGACAUGCUUCUGAAGUACUCCUAUGCACUUUCAAGUCAGAAACCACUGGUGCGGAAGAUCCCACCAGCCAUGCCAGUGGUGCCCAGAUCCCUGCAGGACAAGGGCCCACCUGUACCAUCAUCUGCCCUGCCAGUGCCACCCACCCCUGCCCCCUCGCAGUCCCAUGCCUGGGCAGAGAGCACUUGGGAGCACCGCCUGCAGCGUGGCGUCUGGCAGCUUAUCAGUGCAGCGCUCUCCCUGGAGACCGCGGCGGGCACAGAAGUCCCCGCCGUCACUUCAGAUCUGGGGAGUGUGACCACCGGUGCAAAGGAGAAGAUGCAAGACAUGGCCCCCCCUGGCAGUCUUCUUGCCCUGAAGAGGAAGGAAGCAGUGAUGAUCCUGUGCUAUGCAGUGUUGGAGGGAGUCUGUGUCUCCUCAGUUGUCACCCAGGCAUGGAAGGAGUUGGAAGAAAAGAUCCUUGGGUUCGGAGAUUCGGUGUGUGACAGCCUUGGGAGGCAGCAUAUGGACCUAUGCCCUGCCUGUGCUUUCUGCUCACUGAAAAUGGAGCAGUGCCAGAACAUCUACAACCUGAGGCGUGUUCACUGCAAGACAGGCAGCUUCAUCGCAUACAUCAACCCCCAGAUCUCAGCCCAGCACCGGGCUGCAGGCAACAAGACCAGCUUCCCAGAGCCCUCGGAGUAUUUUGGCGCACAGGUUUCUGGAGGCCUGCGACCAGAAUACUGGUGCAGCCUGAUAGCCACCCGGGGCUGCGAUGAUCCUCGUGUGAUGCUCUGGCUGCAGGCAGAAUAUGCAACCUUCCAAGCGGGCGAUGUCCCAGGCAAGAUCUGUGACUCGGGUGGAGUUCAGCACCCCACUUACUGCGCCUUCAAAAGCCACCAGUGCUUGCAGCACAGCCUCUACAACCAGAGGGUGAUUCGCCAUGGCUGCUUCAAAAACCAGACCUACCAUGUUCUGAGUGAGGAAGAGGGAAAAGAGGAAGUAAUGCGCUGGCACCAGAGGUUCCUCAGCCUCACUGAGGGGUGAGGUGCAGUGGUGAGCAAUGUGUAACAGGUGCAUGGAAUUCUGGCAGUGCAGAGAACCCAAACAGCUCUUUCCAGGCUCCUUGCUGAUCAGUCAGCAAGUCCAUGGCCAAAUCUCAUCACUUGGGCACCUACUCUGCAUCCUUGACAGCAGCACAUCAGGAAAGGAGCUGCAUCCAACAGCAUUUCACCCUGCUGCCCACUGAAACUCCUCUUGAAAAGGUUUUCUCCAGAUGAAGGAGCCUGGGAAAGGUGUUGUCCCCAGUUUAUGGAUUUAGAGCCACCUGCAUGAAGUCCCCAGCAACCCUUAGCCUUCCUGACCCUGCAGAUUGACAUAAAUCAGUAGCAUUACCAAGGCUGAAUCGUAUUUUAUAAAGAGCCUAUAAACCUAAUUUGCUCCUUUCUCUCUGCUUCUGCCACUUUGUCACAUCCACAGCGACCUCUCUAGUUGGAGGUGGCUCUCCACCUGCUCCUGCAUGGCUCACUGGUGGCUCUCACUCACUGCAGCACACAUGCCAUGGGUGAUAAUAUUCUGAGAAUGAGGCCUCCAGCAUGGCAUCUCACCUUGCCAGCCCCAGCAGAGGCAAAGCCAGGUGUCCUGCAGGUCUUAAACAGUUUGUGAGGAAGGAGUUAAUGUAAACACUUUGCUUUCUUUGACAGCUGCUUUACUUCUAAGGUUUAAAGGUUUCUGGGGCCUGUGUCUUCCAACUCUGUAUUGAAAAUAAAUUUAAACCACAAAAAGUCCAACAAGGCUGAAGACCGAGUGC
Messenger RNA from Tympanuchus pallidicinctus (lesser prairie-chicken), 4301 nucleotides. RefSeq names its product acrosin binding protein (gene ACRBP). The coding region runs from base 1886 to 3538 and encodes 550 amino acids. Lineage: Eukaryota; Metazoa; Chordata; Aves; Galliformes; Phasianidae. Gene Ontology annotation, cellular component: acrosomal vesicle; nucleus. The record is from RefSeq and is a predicted model, not a curated record. The transcript has 9 exons.